AUGAGCUUCCAACUCAACUUCAACAAUAACGAAAGUGGGAAAACGGGCUCCACGCCUGUGUUUGGCAAUGCUGAUGGAUCUAACCAAAAGAGUGAAGGAGCCAAACCUCUUUUUGGAGGAUUUGGUCAAAAGCCGGCUGGUCAGGAUAGUCAAAAUUCUGGUCAGCUUUUUGGGAAUUCUUCACAGAAAUCGACAGCAAGUUUCCCGACAUUUGGAACAAUCAACUCCAGUGGUUCAGGUGGUACUGGAUCGCAGCCAUUUGGCUCCCUGGGUAGUAAACCGGGAACGACCGGACUAGGUGCCACUAACUCGAGUUUGUUUAAUGCAACGAAGCCAUCCUCUGAUUCCACGCCAAAGCCCACAUUCUCGUUCGGUGCACAACCUGCAGCCCAGAAUACAUUUUCUUUUGGUGGUAGCAGCACAGCCGACAAAGCUGGUUCACCCUUUGGUCAAGGAAGUACAAGUCAAAACGCACCUCAAAAAGCUGUAAGUCUGACCUCGGAAUCGAAAAAAGACGAUAAGCCUGCUUUCUCGUUUGGAGCAGGUAAUCUAAACUCACAGUCUCACUCGAAUGAGACCAAAACACCCGCUUUUCAAGGCACUGGUGGUGACACUUCUUCGAAACCCUUUUCUUUUGGCACCUCAGCCGGCGAAGCUGCUUCAAAACCCUUAUUCGGAGGCUUUGGAAGCGAUGCACAAAAGCCUUCUACAGGUAAUGAUAAAAGUGCAGAAAAGCCUGCGUUCUCCUUCAAUACCAGCCAAAGCGUAGACAAGCCUGCGUUCUCUUUCGGUUCUGGCAAAACGCUAGGAACAGCCGAAAAGAAGAUUGAAGCUCCGCAGGUUGGUUCGGGUAGCAACAAUGGUGCAGCUUCGCAAGGUCUUGGCUCCGGGGUAAACUCCAACAGCAAACCCGCAUUUAACUUUGGCUCUUCCGCGUCGAUCGGCACUACUGGCGAGAAAGUUGACACCAGCAAAGAGCAGACUGAAAUACAGCAAAGCGAGGCCAAUAAGCCUGCCUUUAGUUUUGGAGCCAACAACAAGGACAGUACGAACAACAACAACAAGACCGGGGCUCUUUUCUCGAACACUGCACAACAGGAUGCGUCCAAAAACACCCCUUUAUUUGGAUCUAGCGCUGGAAAGAGUGAACCUCUGACUUUUGGAAAGAAUGAUGAGAAAUCUAUAGGCGGCAAAGAUCAAGACAAGAAGGAAUCAGCUGCCGAGCCAAGCGCUGGUGGUUUGUUUUCGACAGGGGCUGGUCCAUCAAAAUCCGCAGCGGGCUUUGGCUUUGAAACCAAAGCUACGACUAAAACCGAUUCCGGAACCAGCGCUGGCGCAAAGGCCCCAAUGUCAUUUGGAGGACUUGCAGAUAAAAAGACAGAAAAACCGGCUGUUAGUUGUUUAUUAUUUGGUAAAAGGCCAUCUGUAGAUGAGGCCAAAAAUGCCUCCUCUGAAGCAGGUGCCGCGGCCAGUGACCAGAAACCAGUUUUGGGUGGGUUCUCCCUUGGAGGAGGAGACAAGAAGGCAGCUACAACUAAACCCGCAUUUAGCUUUGGUUCGAAGAACGAAAAAGAACCCUCGAAAACUGCAUCCACUGACGAGGAUAAGGGCGUCAGGUCUUCAGGGGUAUCAUUCGGGAAUAAGGAAUCUGAGAAGGUUGACCAAAAGGGCGCCACGGCUCCUUCUUUUGCUGGAAAUCAAGAAUCACAAAAAACGGUAGAUCUUCAACCCGUCUCUUUAGACAACAAGACUCUGGAUGACCUCGUUACUAAAUGGACUUCGCAGUUAGGCGGGUCGGCCGAACAUUUUAGUGAGUACUCUCAGAAAGUGAAAGAGUGGGAUCAGGUUCUAAUGCUUGGCGGUGAGCAUAUUGGUCAGUUGUACUCUGAAAUGGUCAUGGCAGAGCAAACACAAAGUCGUGUUGAUCAAUCUCUGCAAUACAUUGAGCGCCAGCAGAGUGAAUUGGAAACUUUUCUUGAUAACUACGAGAGAAAAGCGGACUCACUUCUUUCGGGCGUCUUUUCAUCUUCAUCUGGAUCAUCUGCUAACAUCAAUGACCAAAAAAGACAGCAGGUUUACCAGACGGCCCAAGCGCUGGACGACAAUCUAACGUCUUUGUCCUCUAACUUGUCAUCUCUAAUCACAGAAAUAAACGGCGUUAGUGAGACUUUCAACAAAGCGACGAAUAUGAGCGUAACGAACGAAGACGAGAAUACUCAGCUGAUAAAGCUAUUAAAUACGCACCUAGAUGCGUUGAAGUCAUUAGAUAAUAGUUCGGAGUCAUUGGAAAGUAAGCUUAGGUCUCUUUAG
Molecule: messenger RNA, 2310 nt
Organism: Lachancea sp. 'fantastica'
Lineage: Eukaryota; Fungi; Ascomycota; Saccharomycetes; Saccharomycetales; Saccharomycetaceae
Source: the annotation of a GenBank genome assembly